UGCUCACCACUAAUGCUGCUCAUGUCACAUUGGCGACAGGAAGACUGCGUCGCAGUAGCUACAAACGUUGUCAACAAAUAUGCCAGAUCUACCACACCGUGUAAGAUCUGUCUGCUGAUGAAUUAAGCUUGAUUGCGCCUGCAAUUGUCCUUGUUUGUGCCUGUGUCAACUAUGGAGACAACUCAAGUGACUUUGGCAGUUAGGGGAGACACAUCCCCAGGUGAGGUGAUAGCUGUGGUUGGUAGCUGUGAAGCUUUAGGAGGCUGGUGCCAUCAAAGAGCUGUGACCCUACAACCGGCUGAACACGAUGGGACAUUGUGGAAGAGGACCGUCAGUGUGCCCAGAGGUGCUGUGCCAACCUAUCGUUACUUCAAAGGCCACUUCCUGGAGUCAAAGAGUGCAGGUGGUCCCUGUCAGGUGAUAGUCACUAAGUGGGAAACCCAUCAGCAGCCACGUCUGAUGAGCCCCACAGAAUCACACCUUGAUAUUGACGAUGGCCAAUUUGGAUUCCACAACGGCUCAGCGUGUAUAGACUCUGGGUGGCUGACGUGCCAGACAGAGAUCCGUCUGCGUCUGCACUACUCCAAGACGUCUCCCGUCUCCAUCACCAAGAAGAAAUACAAGAAGUCUCGCUUCAGGAUCAAGCUGACGCUUGAGGGUGUGGAGGAGGAUGAUGAAGAUGACGAGCCGGAGCUGAGCGCCGCGUCGUGGCACAAGAUGACCACCACGCUGGAGACCAGUAUGAUCAGUGGAGAUGGGUACAAGUCCCGCCACUCCCAGCCCGAGUGUGGCUACGCCCUGGAGGCCUCACAGUGGACAGAGUACGUCAUCCACACCAUGGACCCCGACAACCUGGAACUCACCUUCGACUUCUUUGAGGAAGACAUGGGUGAGCACGUGAUGCCAGGGGAUGCCCACCCAGGGACGGCGGGUACGGCCUGCCUCCUCUCCUCAUUCUUCGUGGAGAGUGGCAAGGACACGGGUGUGGUCACUCUGCCCAUCAUGAAACGCAACUCCAGACAGACCCUGGGCAAAGUCAGAGUGGACUACCUGGUGAUCCGUCCUAUCGAGGGACUGCAGUGUGACAUGAGCUCCUCCUUCACCAAGUACUGGAGGAAGAGGAGUGCCCCCCUGGACGUAGGCCACAGAGGGGCCGGCAGCACACACGCAGCCAAACAUACCAAAGUCAGGGAGAACACCAUUGCUUCGUUCAAAAGUGCUGCCAAUCAUGGGGCUGCCUAUGUGGAGUUUGACGUCCAUCUCUCCAAGGACUGUGUCCCUAUCGUGUACCACGAUCUCACCUGUUGCAUCUCCACGAAGAAGAAAGGAGACAAGCACUCUCUGGAGCGGUUUGAAGUUCCGGUGAAAGAUCUCACGUACGACCAGCUACAGCAGCUCAAGCUGGGCCAUGCUUCUGCCUUGAAGGUGAACGACCACAAAGAUGACGACGACGAGGAAGAGGUUGACGAACACCAGCCCUUCCCUUCAUUCUCACAGAUCUUCCAUGCGGUGCCUGAAAAUGUGGGCUUCAACAUCGAGCUCAAGUGGAUUUGUCAGAUGAAGGAUGGUUCGUGGGAAGGAAACCUGUCUUCCUACUUCAACAUGAACCUGUUCCUGGACAUCAUACUGAGCUGUGUGCUGCAGAGAGCCGGCAAGAGACGCAUCGUCUUCUCCUGCUUCGACCCUGACGUCUGCACUAUGGUUCGUCAGAAGCAGAACAAGUACCCUAUCUUGUUCCUGACCCAGGGCAUCUCUGAGACCUAUCCUGAGCUCAUGGACAUCCGCUGUCGGACCACACAGAUCGCCAUGAGCUUUGCGCAGAGCGAAAACAUCCUGGGUAUCAGUGCCCACACAGAGGAGCUGCUUCAGAACCUGGAGCACAUCCGAGAGGCCCAAUCUAAAGGCCUGGUGGUGUUCUGCUGGGGAGACCUCAACAACGACCACGACAACAGGACCAAGCUAAGGGAGCAGGGCAUCGACGGACUCAUCUAUGACAGGAUCUGUGACGACCAGGUUGAGCAGGCCGACAUCUUCAAAGUAGAGGAGAAGCACACUCUGCAGGAGACUCUCAAGAGCUUUGUGUGCUCCUGUUACUCCAUCCCCUGCCAGGCGCCUGUCUGCGUGACCGCCGCCAAAGUUCACAACGGCAGCGCCGAGUCCGACUCGGGCCUCAGCUCUUCCUGAGCAACUGUCUGCCUCCGAAGGUUGUCUCUAGAUAAGCCUGCUAGACAGGACAGAAGCGGCAAUGAAUAUAGGCAGAAUUUAUGAGCGAGUGUACACCCUUUUUAAAUGUAUUUUUUUGAGUUACAUAGGAGCUACACUAGACGCUGAUGGAAAAACAGUCAGUUUUUACCUCCUACACCGGUAGAGUAACUUAUUGCCAACGUGAGCCACUUUAUCCUAAUGCAGCUCACACUGGAGAUACAAUCUUCAAAAUGGAACCAAGUCUCUCUCAAAGCUCCUGUCCUUAUGCCUAGUUUAAAUUAGAAGCGUCUCACGUUCUGCAAGCAUUACUCGUUACAUUAGGGAUUAGGUUUUGUGAUUGGAAUCAAAUUGGUGAUUUAAAAAGCUCUUCUGUCCUUUUUGUAGCAUGGCCAGAUAAUGACAACCCCUUCCUGAACUGACGUCCACUGAAGCAAUAUUCAAGCUGUGUCCAGAUGUGUUCUCGCAGCUGUUUGUUUUAACUAAGGAGGAGGGUGUUUUGCCAAAAAAUGGCAUCUGGUGUUUGUUAUUAGGACUUCAGUUGAAUGACUGUGGGAUAUGCACCUCAGUUGCAAUUUUAUAAAGGAAUUCACAUUCGCAUGUCUUCACUUAGAAAUGAAUGCCUACUCAAGGAAUUUAUAUUGAGGUUUAUAUUUUAUUAUGCCGAUUUGCUAAAUACAAAUCGAAGGUAAAAUAUACUGUAUAUUAGCUUUUCCAGAUUGAGCUUUUCUUAUUGGGGACAUCUCUGUACACGUAUUACAGUUCAUGACUGAUAACAGACCACAGUUUGUCUUCAGCUUGCUGGUUUAAUUGAAGUAAUAUGUAGUUUUAUGCGGAUAAUGAUUUGAAACACUAGAUUCUUUCUUUUUUGCAUCUGCAUUAUGGUUGUCCGCAUAUGAAAUAAGCCAGCAUUUUACAGUGUUAUUUUUGUUACAUUACUAAUCUAAUUUUGAAUGGCAGUGGCUACAAUUCACAAUAGAUUUUCAAUAGAACAAGAUAAUUUGGGACAGUGACCAAAACUCUCUCGCUCAGGUGAUUUUUAUUUUAUUUUGAUGUGCAUUUUAUUUUUUCUUCAAUGGUGCAUUUGAACUCGAACUCGUGCAAACUGAUUUUGUAUUAGGACUGCCCUGAGCUAUGCCAUUAAUGACGUGUCAUUUUAUUGGAUGACCAGAUAAUGAAGUGUUGCUAUGGGUGCCUAAAUCUGAACAGAUUCAUUUAAUAUUGCUUUAAUGACCUGUUUAAAGCAUCACUUUUAAAAUGUAUGGGUGGGUUGUGAGCUGAAUGUUCACCAUUAGGGAGGGGUAUAUAGGUAACACUUUGUACUGGCUAGAUCUAAUCCACAUAAUAACUCACUCCCUAGCUAAUUUGAGUAACGGUGCUUGCACAACACAUCAGAAAGCCUUGAUGGGGAAGUUGUAUGAAUGAACUAGUCUGACUGUUUGAAUCUCUUCACACCUCACUCUGCCUAAUGCAAUAGAAGACCAAGAUUGUUUCACAUGGCACAGUUUCCCUGCUACGUUGCAACUCAUUUUUUCCUACCGGAUGUGUUUUGUUUGUACAGUUUAUUUUUUUGUUUCAAUGCACAUUGAAGAUGUAAUGGUGUACCAUGGAAAAUCCCUGGAAAACAUAGACGCAAGCACUGUCUGAGUUCGUUAAGUAAAAUAAAUAACUUUUGAGACUCUUACCCCUACCUAGGUGUAUGGAGUCGUCAUGCAUGCCCUUCAGAGUGCUAUGGGUGACUGGAAUUGAGGGUCACUCAUGUCACACCCUUGAUACUGUGUCAGGACAAUACAAUGCUAGCUAACUGAGAUGACAUGAAUAAAAUGAUUUAAAAAUGUA
Messenger RNA from Salvelinus fontinalis (brook trout), 4041 nucleotides. Its product is annotated as glycerophosphocholine phosphodiesterase GPCPD1-like. Gene Ontology annotation, biological process: glycerophospholipid catabolic process. Bases 172 to 2184 code for a protein of 670 amino acids. The transcript has 20 exons. Lineage: Eukaryota; Metazoa; Chordata; Actinopteri; Salmoniformes; Salmonidae. Gene Ontology annotation, molecular function: glycerophosphocholine phosphodiesterase activity; starch binding. The record is from RefSeq and is a predicted model, not a curated record.